Messenger RNA from Salarias fasciatus (jewelled blenny), 3972 nucleotides. RefSeq names its product butyrophilin subfamily 3 member A2-like. The transcript has 9 exons. Gene Ontology annotation, cellular component: external side of plasma membrane. Gene Ontology annotation, molecular function: signaling receptor binding. Bases 134 to 1666 code for a protein of 510 amino acids. Gene Ontology annotation, biological process: T cell receptor signaling pathway; regulation of cytokine production. The record is from RefSeq and is a predicted model, not a curated record. Lineage: Eukaryota; Metazoa; Chordata; Actinopteri; Blenniiformes; Blenniidae.
UGAAAGUUAACUAACGGCAGCAAGGACGCGCCUAAGGCAGAGAUUUUUUCUCAAAUAUGAAUGUUAUUUGAGUCCAAAUUGAAAUUAUAAUAAGAAAUAACCUGAAGUUGAACUGUCGUCGCUCAGAAACAAAAUGGGAAUGGUGCAUUUGUGGUUUGUGAUGCUGUGUGUGUCAUCAUGCACUGCUGCUUCUGUUUCGGACAGCCUUGUGGUGGUGGUGGGUUCUCCUCCCGCGGUGCCUCGCGGCGGCAGCACCACGUUGCCGUGCUGGAUCACUCCACCACAGAGCGCAGAGCCUCUGGAGGUGCGUUGGCACCGCGGCGACUUCGACUCUCCCAUCCUGCACUACCAGGAAAACAAGUUUGUGGACACGUCCAAAGAAGCCUCGUACGUUGGUCGAGUGUCGUUUGGUUCGAAGGAUGCCGCGUCCGGAGGGCUGAAGACGGGCGACGUGAGCCUGAAGCUCACCAACGUCACUGUUGGUGACGCAGGAAGUUACUUAUGCUAUGUCAGCAGUGACCGAGGUUUUGACAGUGCAACUGUUAGUCUGUCUGUGAUUGAAACUGGAAACAACCCUCUCCUGUCGAUGGUGUGGAAAGAAAACAGCAUGGUAAACGUGAGCUGUGAGUCUGAAGGCUGGUAUCCACGGCCCGUCAUGCGCUGGUCCGACCAGGAGGGAAGUCUGGCUGCAAACGUUUCGCACCGUGAAGAUCCAUCUGGUCUUCAUUCGGUCCGCGGUUGGGUUCUUGUUCCCAGCAACUCGCAGGUUUCCUGCUCAGUCGGACACAAUAAUGAAGAACCUAAAGUGGCCCGAUUCAACCUGGGAGAUCCUGCAAUAAAGGAACAAUCAGACAGUGGAAGUGGGGGAUGGGUGGCCUUUGGGCUGCUCUUUGCUGCCACGGCCAUUGUGUCAGCUGUACUUGGAGCAAUGUACUUCAGAAAGAGAGGCAGAAAAUCCAAACGCAAACAAGAUGAAACUGAAGGGCAACCACUGAUGUCAAAAGCUUCACCUACAGUGCCACAGAAUCACUUUGAUCCAUCAGCAUUUAACAGCAACUAUGUGAACGUCACACUGGAAGACAGAAAGAAUCAGUAUGUCAAAGUCAGUGGUACAAAACUGAGAGAUGCCAAUCCUUGUGAUUUUUCUGGUGAUUUUCCUGAUGGGCAGAAGGUUACCUGUGUGACAGCUGUCAAAGGAACACCUGGCUUCUCCUCUGGACAACACUACUGGGAGGUUUCUCUGAAGCAUCCAAAUUUGCCUGAUCCCAAACGGUCCUGGUGGCUCGGAGUUACAAGCGCUUCUGAGAUUCCUCAUGAGGCAGAUUUUUCUCCAAACACAUCCAAUGGUUUCUGGUUCUUGUCUUCUUCCAGAGACGUAGAAAAUAAGCUUCAAAUCAGCACAGAGCCACAGUUUUCACUGCCUGUCCAUGAUAGACCGUGUACGGUUGGUGUGUAUUUGAAUCGUGACAGUGGAGAGCUUUCCUUCUACAACGUGGAGAAAAAAUGUCUGAUUGGAUCUUUAACUGCUGCUUUCACAGGGGAAGUGUUUCCACUGUUUAAUCCUGGAAAAGGUGAUCCAUCAGUUAUGGAGAUUUUGCACAGGACAGAACAAACACAGGGAGACAGUGACACUGGGAAUCAUGUAGCUUCUCCAGAACAAGAAUAAGUCUUCAUAUGAUCUUAGUAACGACACCAGAUACAACUGAUACGAUUCACACCGACACAUCAUCGCUCAUUUAUAGUUUGCUGUGGAUUUAAUCAUUAGUUAGCAUGUUUUGAGGUCUGCAUGACUUUUUUUAAGCAUAUUGUAGUUUUCCUGUCUUUUACACAUCAUUGAGACUGUACAUGUGUUUUUUAAGCUCAGGAUUGUUCUGUAUCUGAAAAACUGAAGAACUUUUGCUUGUGCUCCUCUCCUCUAUGGCAGCUCCAUAAAUUAGAUGUUCAACUUGUUUCAUUUUUCUGAUAUAAUGCUUUUAUAUUGUAAACACUUAUGUAUGAAUGAUUUGUGUGGACAAGUAGUUUUAGGCUCAAGUCAGUGUCGGGGUGUUGCUGAGUCGCCUGCAUAAAACUAUCCGGACUUUUCUAAUAGUAUUUCAAUGGUCAGUUCUUCUGAAACUUUUUAAGACACAAAAGUAUCAAAUGAACACAGCUCUGUGUUAUUUAUAUAUAAUUAAACCUUUAUGAAAACAGUAAAACUGACCAAAUAUGCAUCUGUCUUGACUUAUCGGUUAAAAAUUCAACUGAGCAAGAUUUAUUACUGACUGAAUUCCUGUGGGACGAAGUUGUUCUUGUUGACGGAUCUCACACUUUGUUCAAUACUACUUUCUCUCAGUGUAUUCUGAUAUUUACUGGUUUGCAUGUUAUUAGUAUUAGUACAUUAUCAAAUAUAUAGUGCAGCCUUCGACAUUCAUCUGCAACCUGUCCUUUCUAACUGGUACUUUUACUUCAACAGUGAAAACCGCAAAAGUCUUUGGGGUAUCUUUGUGGUAACCCUGAUAUAACAAACACUCUUCCUAUUUUCAAGUGACAAAAGAAAGUUAUCAGAAUCAUUAUCCAGUCGAACUAUUGAAUUCAAAAUAACAGAAUAUGAAAAAGGAUACAAAUGGGUUUGUUUUGCUGCAGUACUCAGAAGCUGUAUGAGAUGAGAGAGAGUUAGUUAGUUAGUUAAGUUUAUUUCAGUCAUCUUUUUACAGGAAAACACAAGAAACAUAAUUCUUACACUUAAAACAAUACAUUGACUGAAAGGGUAUAGGCAGAAGUUUAUCACUUGUAUCGCCUACCCCUAGCAACAUAAUUAUUUCCAUGACAGCAACAAAAUAUAUUUUCAAAAAGAAAAUAACUAAAGAACUACAACCGAUCUAGUUCAUCCAGCUGUUGAUUCUUCUUCUCCUGAUUUAUUUAUUUAUUUUUUUUUUAAAUUUCACCUCUCAGCGUGUCUUACCCUCACACAUCCCGCACCCACACACUAUUCUAUGUUCAAAUCACACCCAAUUUUUCACACCCACACACAAACACACACAAACACACACGAAAUUAGAUUACAGUCAUUUUUGUACUUUAUAUGGUUUCCAGGGUAUCUUAGUUUAAACAGUAGUUCUAUAUUUAUUUAGAAUGCUGGCCUUAUACUUUUUUUGAAAAGUAUGAAUAUUUUUGGAGCCCUUUACUAUAUCGUCCAGAUCGUUCCAUAAAUUGACACCUCUAAACGAAACGCAUCGACUUUUCAAGCUGGUCCUCACUGAAGCUGUUUUGAAAAUCAUGUCCCCUCUCAAACUGUACUGUCUCUCUCUGGGUUUGAACAAGACUUGGAUAUAGUGAGGGAGCAUAUUGUUAUGAGCCUUAUACAUGACUAGAGAGUGGUUAUAAUCUGAGGGAAACUGAGCUUUGCAAACCAGCCAAGGUGAGAACUACGAUAAAGCAGAGACUGUUUCUGUCAGAGGUGUCAACCUGAGGAAAAGCUGUGAAGAAAAAUUACACUUUGUUGACUUUCCUCAUUUGAGAAAUGUUUAAAAUUAUAGCUCUCAGAAAAUAUUAAAAUCAUUACAAAGGAUGAGUAUUUCAAAUAAUAAUACCUUUGAUUGCACUGACCUUUGAGUUUUUUUCCCUUAUUUGUUAUGGAACUUUGUAUAUUAUACAUUUUUUUUGGAUGAAAUGAAGUUCUGAAACUGCUUUUGUGACAAAUUUAGAUCUUCAAGUUAAUGAGUUACCUUCUUGUAGUUGCUUGAGUUGUUUUCUUUUCUUUUUUUCUUUCGCUUUCUUUGUAGAAAGGGUAGGAAGAAUAAGAGUUCAGCCUGCAUCUUUUUCAAUUAGCACCUUUGUAAGCUGCGUUCAUUGUAAAAAAAAAAAAGCCUUUUGCUAAUUGAAAUAGUACACAGUAGUUUAUUCAACCUAUUUUUGUUAUUCCUGCAUGUAAAUGUAAAAAAAAAAAAGUGAUUUUGUGACUGUCAUGAGUUUGAAUAAACACAAUGAAUCAGA